Messenger RNA from Pelobates fuscus (common spadefoot toad), 975 nucleotides. Its product is annotated as olfactory receptor class A-like protein 1. The coding region runs from base 1 to 975 and encodes 324 amino acids. Gene Ontology annotation, molecular function: pheromone receptor activity. The transcript has a single exon. Gene Ontology annotation, cellular component: membrane. The record is from RefSeq and is a predicted model, not a curated record. Gene Ontology annotation, biological process: G protein-coupled receptor signaling pathway. Lineage: Eukaryota; Metazoa; Chordata; Amphibia; Anura; Pelobatidae.
AUGGACACUCGUCUCGCUUUUAAAGCGACUGGCUUUUUGCUGCUACUGGUGAUUGGUGUGCCAGGAAAUAUAUUCAUAUUAUCACAGUUUACUUUCUUGAGGAUCAUAGAAAAGAAACUUCCGCCGGCUAAUGUCAUCCUGAUGGUCCUCUCAUUUGUAAAUCUUCUUGUCCUCCUGUCUCGUGUCAUCCCUCAAUCCUUAGAAGCCAUAGGGGUGGAGAACUUACUCAAUGACAUAGAGUGCAAGCUUGCCCUAUACACAUAUAGAGUUAGUAGAGCUAUGUCAAUUUCUGUAACCAGUUUACUUAGCUGUCAUCAAUGUAUUCUUAUUACACCAAACACUGGAAUGUGGUCAUGUCUGAAACAAAGAAUGAUUAGCAAUAUUAAUACUAUCAUUCUAAUCUUAUGGUUUAUCAACAUCAUAAUGUAUCCCUACAGCAUGUCUAUAGCACGAGCUAAAGGAAAUUUUACAACAUCUCCAUACACGCUGCACGUGGUGUAUUGUAAUAUGGACUUCUUAAAUUAUUUUUCUUAUAUACUUAAUGGGGCAUUUAUGGCAUCCAGAGAUUUCAUUUUUGUAGGGUUGAUGACUCUUGCAAGUGGAUAUCUUGUAUAUGUAUUGCUAUCUCAUGAAAAAAUGAUAAAAAAUAUUCGGAGCUCAGACAGAAAGAAGGGAAGGUCAGUUGAGUACAAGGCUUCCAGAGCAGUCAUUUUGUUGGUUGCCUUGUAUGUUGUACUAUUUGGGAUGGAUAAUGCCAUGUGGAUCUAUACUCUCACCAUGUCUAAUGUAAGUCCUGAUAUAAAUGAUGCUAGAAUAUUAUUAGCUUGCUCUUACUCCGCCCUCAGUCCCUUGGUCAUCAUAGCAACCAACUCGAAACUGCAGCAGAAAAUGCAACGUUCACCAAAGAAUAGGUCACUUCAUUGGACUUCAUCAAAUAGCUCUCAACCUGAAGUACACAUUUACAAUGUCAGUUGA